CUUCAUCAAAACUUUUAAACUAUCAUGUCUACUAUUCGUGUGUCUGUUGCUCAAGUGGGUACACCCAAGUUUGAAUUGGAACCUACCAUGGCGAAACUGGAAUCUUAUGUCAAACAAGCUCGUGAACAAAACAGUCGCUUAGUUGUCUUUCCUGAAGCCUUCAUUGGUGGAUACCCUAAGCAUAGUACCUUUGGUAUGGUGAUUGGAGCAAGAUCCCCGGAAGGUCGGCAAGAGUAUGCUAGGUAUCACAAAGGUGCUAUUGUUGUUCCUGGUCCUGUUACUGAUCGACUGGUGACUUUAUCCAAAGAAAAUGAUAUCUUUCUUGUGGUGGGUGUCAUUGAACGUGAAGAAUUGACAGGCUCUUUGUAUUGUACUGUUGUGUAUAUUGAUCCUGAUCAAGGAUAUGUUGGCAAACAUAGAAAAUUGAUGCCCACAAGUACGGAACGAACGAUCUGGAGUGGAAUUGCUGAUGGUUCAACUUUACCAGUGGUGGCAAAUCGAGAUGGACAUCGUAUCUCUGCUGUGAUCUGUUGGGAAAACUACAUGCCAUUAUUGCGUAGUUUUAUGUAUAGUCAAGGAGUACAGUUGUAUUGUGCACCUACGGUGGAUCAUCGUGAUGUUUGGCAAUCAACUAUGCAACAUGUUGCUUUGGAAGGUCGAUGCUUUGUUCUUAGUGCCUGUCAAUUCACACGUCAAAAGGAUUAUCCCGAAGGUCAUGCUGGAAACGAUUUGGAUGGUGGUGAUCCUGAAGCUCCUCGCUCACUUGGUGGUAGUGUGAUCAUCUCCCCUCUUGGUACCAUCUUGGCCGGUCCUCUCCGUGGUGACGAAGGUUUGCUCACUGCUGAUCUUGAUAUGGAAGAAAUCAUUCAAAGUAAAUUGGAUCUGGAUCCUGCUGGUCAUUACACUCGUCCUGAUGUCUUCAAAUUGAUCGUCAAUCAAACUUCCAACUCGUCUGCUUAGAUUAUUUUUUUUUAUUAUUUUAUUUGCUGAUCAUGUUGAUGUAAUUAUAUGAACCCAUUAGUAAUAAAAUGUAUUUUGAUGUUGAA
Molecule: messenger RNA, 1046 nt
Organism: Halteromyces radiatus
Lineage: Eukaryota; Fungi; Mucoromycota; Mucoromycetes; Mucorales; Cunninghamellaceae
Product: carbon-nitrogen hydrolase
Exons: 4
Coding region: 25-960 (311 amino acids)
Molecular function (GO): catalytic activity
Source: RefSeq, a predicted model, not a curated record